AGGAAGCGCGUGCACUACACUUACAGCUUAUUUCCUGUUACUUGCAACAUUACGUUUUGGUUUUAUUUGAUCGUUUGUCCUGUAAUUGAAUGCACCGUUUCUUAAAUAUAAAAUACUAAGAAAUAUGGCUUUACCGAACUGCUCAUUGAAUGUAAACAGGGAGCUGGUGGAUCCCAAUUUCGAAAGUUACAGGCUGUCAUUGGACUCUAUUCCUACCUACAAUAUAGAACUGGACGCAGCUGUGGCUGAGGUUAAACUGAAGGAUAGUCAAUACACCCUGGAUCAUGUCAGAGCAUUUGGAAUGUUCAACUACCUCCAAAUCGACCCGUGGUAUGAAGACAGUGUGUACUUUGUGGACAGCAAGGGCCGGGUUCUUAAUCUCACAGUCACAUUGGACACUGCUUUGGGAAAACCUCGUGAGAUGUUUCAUUUCGAGUCAGACUCAAGCUCACCUGAAGCUUUGUGUGCUUCUCUGAGCCUGACCUCCGCGACCUGGGCUGCACUGUCUGAUGGAAAUGGAAAGCUGACUCUCCUGCGCACCAGCAAGAGGGGAGAGAGUUCUCAUCUUAAAUGGGAGCCGAUGUUCAGUGAAUCUCUUGGAGACCCAUUUAUCAUCGUUCACAGCUUGGCUCAUGUGCACUCUAAUGUUCACACCGUUGAAGUGCUGCUUCUGAGAGUACAGAAGGAUCCAUCUGAUACCAAAGGCAGUGGUUUCUCAGUCUCGCUGGAGUGGAUCACUGUGGAUAACUCCGCUGGCCAGGGGGAGAGCGAGGAAAAGAAAUAUGCUGUGAGGAAGAGGAGGGUGAUGAAGGGCAAGUCUGUCCCACACUACGCUGCAGUUGAGCCUCAGGGUAAAGGAGUCAUAGUCGCCUCAGAGAAACCCUUCGCUUUUACUGAGGUGGACGGACUUCUGCUUGAAGAACCACCUGUUCAGGAUAUGGAGGUGGGGAACUCAGAUCCCAUCUACUUCUGGCAGCAGACAGAAGAGGAUGUGACCUUGUGUGUGCGUUUACCUGAAGGCACAACCAAAGAUGACAUCCGCUUCAAGCUCACUGUGGACUGCCUGCGUGUUAGAGUAGGAGACUAUGCACCACUUCUGGACGGACAGCUUUUCGCUCCUGUUGACCCCGAGGCCAGCACUUGGACCAUGAAUGAUGAUAAGAGUUUGGAAGUCAGUCUACAGAAGCGAAGUGAAGGCCCACUAUGGUCCGAAGUGGUUUUGGGGGACCGGAGAGGAGAGUAUCUGAUGAAUGAUGAACAGAAAUCACAGCUCCAGCAGAGGCUCUCGUAUCUCACUUCUGAGGACCUGAAUCCAAACCCAGAGAAGGACAAGCCGCCUUGUAAUGCGCAGGAACUGGAGGACUGUGACAUGUUUCCGGAGGACAGCUCCACACUAAUGCGUUUUGAUGGUGCAACUCUGAAGCCCAACAAUGUGGUGAGCCUCGGAAGCAACCAGUUUCUUUUCUCUGUGCACAUUGACCCCUCCGAGACACCUGCUUUCUGCUUACGACAUGACGUUGAUGCAUUGCUCUGGCAGCCUCGUCCUGAUAAGGACAACAAUAUCUGGGAGCACAUUUCUACUUUUAAUGCACUUGGUUAUGUUCAGGCUUCAAAACGAGAUAAAAAGUUUGCCACCUGUGCCCCCAACUUCUCCUACGCUGCCCUUUGUGAGUGCCUCAGACGCAUCUUCAUUUAUCGCCAGCCCUCGCCGGUCGACACGGUGCUCUUCAACCGGAAACAGGGUCGCCAGGUUGGUCAGGUUGCCAAGCAGCAGGUAGCCAAUCUAGACACCAAUGACCCCGUACUGGGAUUCAGAGCCACUAACGAAAGACUCUUUGUCCUGACUUUAAACAACCUGUUUGUGCUGAAAGUGAACAAUUAAGAUUCCCCAGCAAUACUUCUAAUCUAGGUUUCAACUUAUCCGGCACAUUUCAGAACCAGGUUGGUAUGACUUUUUCUAAUGUACUAGUGUAAACAAUGCCUCAGUACUUGUCUUUAUAUGUAAAACAUCAGGUUUGAAAUCUAUGCUCAUCUGCUUCUCUGAAGGCACAAUCUCUAGCCUGAAUGUUACACUGCAUUCCAUUAGAAUGUUUAGAUACAUAAAAUAAAUAAGCAUCUGUAAGACCA
Messenger RNA from Danio rerio (zebrafish), 2127 nucleotides. It is a transcript of the gene nudcd1, whose product is annotated as NudC domain containing 1. The record is from RefSeq and is marked provisional. Gene Ontology annotation, cellular component: nucleus; cytoplasm. Lineage: Eukaryota; Metazoa; Chordata; Actinopteri; Cypriniformes; Danionidae.